This is a messenger RNA of Purpureocillium takamizusanense, 2841 nucleotides long. It is a transcript of the gene CEX1, whose product is annotated as Nuclear aminoacylation-dependent tRNA export pathway component. Bases 319 to 2625 code for a protein of 768 amino acids. Gene Ontology annotation, cellular component: cytoplasm. The transcript has 7 exons. NCBI's taxonomy places the organism in Eukaryota, Fungi, Ascomycota, Sordariomycetes, Hypocreales, Ophiocordycipitaceae. The record is from RefSeq and is a predicted model, not a curated record. Gene Ontology annotation, biological process: tRNA export from nucleus; protein phosphorylation. Gene Ontology annotation, molecular function: ATP binding; protein kinase activity.
CCUCCCACUACCUUUCCCUAGGCCUGCGUCACCGCACGCUGACACAUUCCAGGCUCGUCAGGACAGGACACCUGUGAAGGUGGGCAGCGCGGGGCUCAAUCGGUCCUGUGCUCAACUCACUAGCGUCGCCAACGUACAUACUUCGUGCCUGGGAGUAGAGCUCCAACUUCGUUCUGCUCCGAGGCUGAAGCUUCGUGUCAUCUCGUUUCCGAGCGCUCGACGGCCGUCCAACGCUGCGUCGCGCUGCCGCCGAUUGACUCAUCGCGCCGUCUGCAUACUUCUCGCCUCCCUUCUACCGCCGUCGACAAGCCACAAGCCAUGGAUUUCCUCAAGUCCGCCGUGGCAUCAGCCAUGGCCCAGGGACCUCCCUUCCCGUACACGUUUGGGGACAAGGUCGACGUUGACGAGUCCGUCUGGACCCUGUACAACGGCACGAAAAGGGAAGACGGAUCCAACUGCAGCAUCUUCUCGUUCGACAUCCCCUCCAGCAAGGGCCGCCUCCCCUUGGCCAAAAACGCGCUCAAGAAACUGCGCACGCUUCGACAUCCGGGCGUCAUCAAGGUGCUGGACACGGUUGAGACGGACUCCUACAUUUAUAUUGCGACCGAGCGAGUCGUACCCCUCCGAUGGCACGUUCGUCGAAAGAGCCUCAGCCCCGAGACGAUCAAAUGGGGACUACACAAUGUCGCGCGCACCCUCAAAUUCAUCAACAGCGACGCGUCGGCGAUACACGGAAGCAUCAAGGUCGGGUCCGUUUACACGUCCGAAAGUGGCGAGUGGAAGUUGGGUGGGUUUGAGGCUCUGAGUAGCGUCAAGGAUGAUGAAUCCGUCAUAUAUACCUAUGGAAGUUUGGUUCCAGACUCUGCACGAUAUGCGCCCCCCGAGAUCGCUCAAGGUGGCUGGGAUAUCAUCAAGAAGAACCCACACUCGGCCGUCGAUUCGUUCAACUUCGGCACGCUGAUAUUUGAGGUUUUCAAUGGGGACUACAGCGGGCGGGACCAAGCUGGGCAAACGAAGAACGUGCCUCCCACCAUGCAGUCAAGUUACAAGAGACUUUGCAAUGCCAAUCCCAAGGCCCGGAUCACUGUCGCCAGCUUCCUCGAUCAAGGUUCACGCACAGGUGCCUUCUUUGACAGCCCCCUGAUCAAGCUGACCGAGGGCAUUGACAACCUGGGAGUCAAGUCGCCCAGCGAACGAGAGGAGUUCUUGAACGACUUAGACCAGCUAAGCGACGACUUCCCGGAGGAAUUCUUUAAGCUCAAGGUGCUUCCCGAGCUUAUCAAGUCUGUUGAAUUCGGUGGGGGCGGCCCAAAGGCUCUCGGCGUCGUGCUCAAAAUCGCGGCCAAGUUGUCCAAUGAAGAUUUCGAGACCAAACUCAAUCCCUUUCUCAUUCGAGCUUUUGCCAACCCCGACCGAGCGAUUCGAGUCUGCCUGCUGGACAGCCUUCCGUUGAUGAUUGACCGACUAUCACAGAAGAUGGUGAACGACAAGAUCUUCCCUCAGAUAGUGACUGGCUUCACCGACGUACAACCCGUGGUGCGAGAGCAAACACUCAAGUCUGUUCUCGUUCUCAUCACCAAGCUUUCCGACCGGACUAUCAACGGCGAGCUUCUUAAGCAUCUUGCAAAGACCGCCAACGAUGAGCAGCCCGGCAUUCGCACCAACACGACCAUAUGCUUGGGCAAGAUUGCUCGAUAUCUCGGCACCUCCUCGCGUUCUAAGGUGCUCAUUGCCGCUUUUACGCGAUCUCUGAGGGACCCUUUCGUCCACGCCAGAAACGCAGCGUUGAUGGCUCUUGGAGCAACAUCCGAAUACUUUUCAGAUGAGGAUGCUGCAGCCCGGAUUCUGCCCGUAGUUUGCCCUCUGCUCAUCGACAAGGAAAAGCUCGUGCGGGACCAAGCCACGCGCGCUAUGGAUGUCUAUGUUCAAAAAGUUCGUAAGGCGGCUGCGGACAUGCCCGAUACCGUGCUCCCUCCUCCGCAGGCUGCCGACGCACAGCCAACGCGCAUGGGCACGCCUCAGUCCAGUGGCUCGUCCGGUUGGACUGGCUGGGCGAUUUCGUCCUUCACCAACAAGAUCUCUUCCGCUGCCGGUGACAUGCAGACGGCAAAUGGAGCCAGCCACGCGCCCAACCAGCCAUCGUCUGCCCAGGGACUGGACCCCAAGCGGCCCGCGAUGGCUUCAGCAUCGUCGCUUCACCGACAAAUUGUAACUUCACCACAGCCUGGCGCAUCUGGGACGUCAUCUCCCACAGCUAGCGCGGUAGCCGAUGCUUUCUUCCAGGAUGACAAUGCUGAAGAUGCGGGAGACGCCUGGGGCGACAUGGGUGACAUGGAUGAUAACGAGGAACCGGAGACUGCAGAACCCACAAAGAACGUCACGAAAGCUCCUGCGGUUAUGAGCGCCGCGCCGUUUGACGAGGCCGAGCCAGAUUUCGCUGGAUGGCUAGCAGCACAGGCGCAAAAGAAGAAGCCAGGCGGCAAGUCGUUACCGAAGGGCUUGUCCAAGUCUACAACGACAAAGAAACCGGCGACCAAAGUCGCAGCCAAGCCUGUCGUGGCCAAGAAGAUCGAUAUGAAACCAAAGGAGACCGACGACGAUGACGGCUGGGGCGAUGGGUGGUAAUGGGGCCCAGGUGUUACGGCCGCGAGUCUAUUGACGUCAAUGCAUGAUGAAUCUACUGGCGCAAAGGCAGCAUUGGGAUACUUUUUGUGAGAUAUAACGAACCGGCGCGCUCGUCGUCGGACUCGGAGAGUCGCCUGUUUGCAAUUGAACGCCCACAGCUUGGCUCGUGGGUUGAAUACACAUGGAUACACUUGGAUAUGCAUGAAGAGAAAGACC